CGUCCGCCGUCUAACGCCUCCCUCACAGUCUCGAUGAUGUAGAUUCUCGCGUAGCCGUUCAUCUCCUCGUCAACAACGUACUUGAAGGCCUACGUCCCCGACGCCACCUCCAGCACCACCACGCCGAACGCGUACACAUCGGAUUUCUACGACACACCCCCCAUGGAUUGAAACUCUGGCGCCAUGUAUUUUCUGGUACCUUUAAACUUCAUCUCCUUACGUUUCGAUUCAAAAUCCACAUCCGAUUCCGAAUUCCUCUUCGCGAUCUCGCCACAGAGCUCCAUCGUGCCAAGUGGAGGAUCCGGUACGAUGAUGCUGGAGGCCUUAUGUGGUUGUGGACGAAAUCGAAGCCUAGACCUGUAGAAUUGUGAAUGUAAUCGAGACCGGAAGCGAUAUCGGAAACAAUCUGAACUCUGAGCAUCCAAUUGGAGAGAAUCGUGAAAUUAGGGUUUCGAGGAUUUUUGAGGGCGUCACGGAGAUUGGAACCGCGACUCCCUUCAGAGGAAUCAAGCUCGAGUGGUAACUUCUGCAAAUCUUCGGCCGCUUAGAGUUCAUAUCCAUUUGCGCAAUUGAGGAUGAACAAAAUCAGCAGCUCUGCCCACAUUUUCAGUAGUGCUCUGUUCGUAUACCGUCCUCUGCAAGGCUGCAAGGCUGCAACUGAUAUGCUGUGAAGUGAAAGAGUGGGUGGUUGUUGUGUUGCAGUUUUAAUUAAUAUCUGGAACUGAUGUCUUGCAGUUGGUGCAGCACAUAUGGGCGGGAACUUUUUCCUUCUGCUGUUGUAAAUAGGAGGAUAAAGAGGCCAUCCCUAAAAAGGCAUUGGGAUCUCAAUACUGAUUCUUAAGACGCAUUGAUAUACUCUUAAUUCCAUAUUCUCAUUCUUUCUGGAUUGCUAUAUCCAUCAUUUGGUACUCUCAUUGAGAACUGUGUGAGAAUUUUGAAAGAGCAAUGACAAGACAAAAAACCAAAAACAAUGUUGGACCCCAUCCUUUGGCAGGAGGGAGGGCUCUUCCCAUUCAAGCCAUGAGUUGGAGGCCAUGAUGAACAAUAUCACAACAUUACUGAUCAUGGUAAUGGAAAACUGGGUAGGCUUUCGAGGCUGCCCUAUCUACCUAUCCCGGAAGAUGGCGUGCCUUCCGGCAGGAAUUUGGGACUCGUCCUCCAUUGCCUCACAGAGAAUGCCGGUUGGAAUGGCUCCAGAGGCAGAGAGAGGUGGGCGAGGAGAUAGUAAUGAUCCGGGAGUAUAAUGAGCAGCUUAAGCGUGAGAAGGGUAGCAACAGGCCCAGCCGCCCAGAUUGACCGAUAUGAGAUGGUGAGAUGGCUAGCUUGACUCAGAUCCCCAAAUCUUGGGACUUGAACCAACCACGGAAUGUGGAGUUUGCAGCCUGAGGGAGCAGGGUGUUUGAGCAGCUGCCUGUGGGAAUUGGGAAGGGUUCUGGAGUCCGAGACGUUAGGUCCCAGUGUUGACCUAGAGGAGUAGGGGUAGACUUAGGAAGAGUUCGAAGGAGGUGAUACACAGGACUAAAGACUCUACGAUCUUAUCGCGGUUCAGUGGAAAUGAAAGGAAGCUUGUAUUAUAUUAUAUUCAAGCAGGAGGAUUUGAAUUUGCCUACAAUUGACCCAGAGUCUCUGGAAUUUCUGGCAUAUGUGAGGCUCAAUGUCUUAGAGCUUAACCAUUGAAAUGCUCUUCAAGAUCAGGCCGUAAGAAUGCAUCAUCCGUCGUGGAGCAUAUUCAAACUUUAAGAGCUAUUUCAUAUGAUCAUGUUCUUCAAAGAGAUGACCAGUUUAUCCGCAAUUUGAUACGAGAGAAGAAUCGCUUGUUCAUGGGUACCAGCCACGUGUAUACCUUUUCCUGCUGCGAUGCAAAUCCAUUAAAGCUAGUGCAUGGAGAUUAUGUUCUUAAGUUUUCUACCCCAUCAAACUCAGAUUACCUGAAUGAAGUGUUGAUGCACAAUUUCCUUCAACAUAAAUCAUUUAUUUCCUUAGUGGGAUAUGGGGCAGGCUGCUCGGAGAAUUCAGCUGUUAUAAUUCUACCAUACAAAAAAAGGAAGCUUUAAGCCAACAUUUGAAAGUGUUUCUUGGCCACACAUGCUCAAGCUAUUACGCGAUCUUGCAUUUUCCAUACAUCUGGUGCACACUUCUCGCUUGGUGUUAUGCGAUCUUAAGCCGGAAAAUAUUUUAGUAGAUGAUGAUGACACAUUAAUACUAUGUGAUUUUGGUAGUGUCUCAUGGAAAGGCUAUAUAGCUGGUAGAGGAACAAGACCAUACUCAGAUGGGUAUUAUGAUGCAUAUCCUGCUAGUGACAUGUUUAGUUAUGGAAUGAUCAUUUCGGAAAUCCUCUUAGAACAUUGGUCAUCAACACUAUCAUUGCCCGAAAUUCUUAGCCUGCUCCAAGAUACUGAGCCGAUCAUUAGGGAACAUUUGAAGAGGACUGGACUGACAGGCGAUAUAGUAGCAUCACAGGUUCUUAGAUUAGCUGCAGAUUGCAUGCGUGAUAAUAUGGAUGAGCGCCCAUCUGCCCUUGUCAUCAUACAUAGACUGGAUGAUCUCAUGAGCCUUUGUUGUAAGCAACCUAGUCAUCAGGUCCAAGACAUCACGACCAUGGGAAUGAAGCUGCCACGGAAGAGCUGGAAGGGUCUUCCAAUCUGGUUAACGAUUGGUGCCCUAUUCAUUGCUUCUGCAUGUUCUUUUCUUCGGUAUGCUUCUCAAUUCUUCAAUUGCUUUUUGUUAAAAACGGGUCUGUGUUGUCCCCUUGGUUGGUUUAUUUCCACUACUACAAGCAGGUCUUGAAUUUUGCUGAAAGUGGCCUGAAAUGCAUUUUUAUGUUUGAUCUGCACAAGCAUCUGUUCAAUUAUCUGACCCGUUCUUAAUUAUGACUCUGGGAGUUUGAAUAAUUUGAACUGAACCAA
Molecule: messenger RNA, 2906 nt
Organism: Cuscuta campestris
Lineage: Eukaryota; Viridiplantae; Streptophyta; Magnoliopsida; Solanales; Convolvulaceae
Source: the annotation of a GenBank genome assembly